UCCUCUGCUCUCCUCUCUUCCCUCCCUCUCGGUACCCCCGCCUCCGACCUUCGCCGCUGUCCCACUGCGGGAUCGCGUCUUGGACCGGCCCGUCCCCUAGGAAGUGGUGAGGGGGGCCCGGCCAUGGAGACCCUCGUGCGCCCCGGGGCCAGCAAGCCUCCCACCGGGAAAAGAAUGAAAGCUCGUGCUCCUCCUCCACCAAAUCAACCUUCUGCAGCAAGUAGAAUUCACAGUGAGCACAAGUCCCCUGCAGAGACAGCUGUAAUUUCUGAUCAGAACCUUGUGAGCAUGAAGGAGAACAUGAUAAACAGAUUGGUGGACUUCACAGUCAUUCUACCCAGUGGGGUGGAGCAGAAGAACACAGUACAAGGAAGUAAAGCUGUGAUGGAUGUAUUAGUUGAUUUAUGCAGCCAGUAUCACUUAAAUCCAUCCCAACACAGUCUUGAACUGAAGUCUUCGGGAACUCAACAAGUUCUGAGUUACAAGCCAAACACUUUGAUAGGAGCACUGGAUGUAGAGACAAUACUUCUGAAAGAGAAGGUUCCUGAAGAGAAGGCAAAGCGACCUCUGCCAAGAGUCCCUGAGAAAUCUGUGAGGCUGGUAGUGAACUACCUGAAAACACAGAAGGCUGUGGUUCGAGUUAGUCCAGAGGUGCCUCUUCACAACAUCAUCCCAGCUAUUUGUGAGAAGUGUGAAGUCAGUCAAGAGCACAUUGUUCUUCUGCGAGAUGGCAUAACUGGGGAGGAACUGGAGCUUACCAAGUCCUUGGAGGAGCUGGGGAUAAAGGAGCUGUAUGCCUGGGACAGGAAAAAAGAACCAAAUCGAAAGACUUCAGUAAGCAAUGAUGCAAUAGAAAAAGAAAAGACACGACUUUUGGGAUUGUUUAACGCUGAUAGAAGAAGUAGCAAGGGUUUUUCCACAGCACCAAAUUCCCCUUCGGUGAAUUCUCGUUCCAGUGGCCUGGGUCCAUCACUGUCCCUUGGUAACAUCUCUGGAAUGACAGCAAACCCAGAAGUGAAAAAGCGCAGAGCACCUCCUCCACCAGUUGUGACACCAGUGUUGCCGAACGUGGAGGUGAGAGGUCAAGAAAAGACAGCAGCACAGAUAUCACAAGGAGCAUCUCUGAAUGAUUUAAGGAAGAAGAAGAGGCGUGCCCCUCUUCCACCAGCUGCAUCUGCUCCACCCACUCCUGCCAUGCCAAACAGGACAGAAGAUAGGGAAGACAAGAGGAAGAGCACAAUGGGUGAUGGACGGCAGGUGCCACAAAAGCCUCCUAGAGGCACCACUCGUGGUCCGCCCCACUUAGUGAUCCCCCCACCCCCACCUUACCCUCCUCCUGGCAGUGACAUUGUGGAUCCAGCAGUGUGUUACAGAGAAGCAGAUGUUACAGCGCCAACAGAGCUGGUACCUAAACAGAGCCUCCUGUCUGCACAUGAUGAUGUUUAUAUAGUGGAUGACACAGUUCUGGAACUAUCAGAGGUGGAAGAAACGGCAUCAGAAAGCAGCUGUUUCGCGUCUGAGGACACCACAGAGGACUCGGGUGUUGUGAGCUCCCCAUCUGACAUUGUAUCUUUGGAUUCACAAAAUGACAGUAUGAAGCUGAGAGACAUCAAGCUGGUCAAUGGCUACAUGGACUCAGCUGAGGCGGAUGCGAUGUAUGGCACAGAGACAUGCCCUGUGAAGAACGCCUCCUGCGAUAGCAUGGAAUCUGACAGUGCUCCACAGAGCAGGCAAGCUGAAGCAAUGGCUUUGGCCAAACGUGACACUGAAGAUACAUUCAUUGAAGCACAACUCCAGCAGACUUUGGCUGACCUGGAUGAAGACUUAGAAGCAGUGGAUGGUAUGAGUAACUCUGACUCUGACUACAUCAAUGAAGCAUUGAACCCACGUAUAAGAAAAGUUGAGGCUGCCCAAGAUGUUUCCGUUUCUGUUCCAGUAACAGUCAUAGAUGAUGCUCCAGAAGUUAGCACCUCUAACUCAGAUGAAAAUCAAGAGGUGGAGAUGAGGGUUCCACAAAAUAUCUCAACCUACUCCGUUAAUACAGGAAACUUCACAAACAAAAACAACAAUGCAAGUUCCUUUGAUAAGGGACACACAGAUGGUGGAGCUGUGUGCAUAUCGAAGGACCUAAUACAUCAGCAACCAUCUGAAAAUGAAUUCAGUCAUUUGCCUGUGGAACAGCGGAGAGAUAUGUUUGAAUCUCUCACAUCCUCCUUUGAAAAAAGAAGUGAAAAGAACUUAAGACUGGAACCCCCUCUCAAACAUGGUGUGAAGUCUGAGGAAUGUAAAUCUAAGCUGAGUCCAUCUCACUCCAAGACCACAGCUGAAAUCAAUACAGCAAAAGAGAAGCUAAAUCCAUAUAAUGAAUAUAGUAGCAGGGAAAGAUCUCUGAAAAAAAGUAAAUCAGAAUUAGAAAUCAAAUGGCCACCAGCAAAAAAAGUGGAAGUAGAAGAAGUCCCGUCAGCACCUGCAUGGUGUCAUCGUGCCCAGAAUUCAGGAUCGAACUAUGAACCUAAAAUGGGUUUGACAACCUUUAAAGUUGUCCCUCCCAAACCUGAAGUAAGACAUUUCGAUAGAGGAGUUUCACUCUCCACUGGUGCCAUUAAGAUAGAUGAACUAGGCAACCUUAUAGGCCCAAACACUAGUGUUAGUAAACACAUAUCAGGUUCUUCUUCUGAUGAAAGUGAGGAAAUUCAUAUUGGGAAAGUGAAGGCAUUCUGGAGGUCAAGUUCUAUGGAAAAGCAAAGUGAUGACUCUGCUGAGCAUUUUUCUAAGAAGUCAGCAGUCACCGCAAGCUCUAAGCCCUUUACUGUUAAGCAUGAACACAGACCUGUCUGUCUUGCAGCUCCAAAACCUGUAGCACCACAAACAGUUAUUACCCAGGUAGCUGAAAAACAGUCUGAGAAUGAAAGGACCAAACUACCUCUUCCAGUUACACAGUCUCAGGUAACACCAUUAGCAGCCCCAACCAUUAAUAAGGACAAGCUGGAACUUCCAUUUGUAAAGCCACAUAGGAGAACUUCCAGUCAGUAUGUUGCCUCUGCCAUUGCAAGACACAUCAAUGCAACUACGUUUAAGUCUGACUCUGUGGAAUAUCAUGAGAAAGACGAAAACAAGCAAGGGGCAGGAGAGGCUAAGACUGAAGCAGAAGUUUCACCAAAAAGAUGUAUUAUUGUGGCCAAAUAUAGCCCUGUGGAAACAGAAUCAGCAGAAACAAGAGAAACACUUUCAAGUGUUUUUACUUGCAGUCAGAAAGCAUCCCACAGGUUUACACCUGGUGAUAAUUCUGGCUCGGAAAACAAAGUAGUUAAUAUCAGGGCACCAAAUCAAGCAGCUCCUCUGAGUUUCUAUAAAAAGAAUGGCAGUGUCCCACUUACUAAAUCCUCUUCAAAGGAUAACAACAGUGCAGAAGAGGAUCGUGGUUUAAACAGCAAACAAAAUACAGCAGAGAAAAAGACACGUCUCAUGUUUGACCAGAAAUGUGAGACUUUGACCCUUACGAGUUCAGCCUCAUCUCUUAAGUCUCCUGACCUCCAAGGAGUCCCAUCCUCUUUCAGCUCAUCUUUGCGAGUCACUAAAUGGCCUCCUGCUAAUGGUGUUCAAGUUAGUUCACUUAAAGCUUCAUCUGAGUUAAAUGGUGCACCAGCAAAUGCGGAGUCAGAACAGGAGGAAAAAAUUGAUGAUUCAGAUAUUAAUGCUGUCAGUGAAGUGGAUGUUAAUGUGCAGACCAAUAUCUUUGGACCAAAGAAGAAGUUCAAGCCUGUCAUCCAGAAACCAGUUCCAAAAGACACGUCACUGCACAGUGCCCUAAUGGCAGCCAUUCAAACGGGAGGGGGAAAGGAGAAACUCAGAAAGGUUUCAAACAGUGCACUAAAUGGCAAUCAGAAGAAACCUUCAUAUGCUGAGCCAGAGAAUGCACGCUCAGCCCUACUAGCAGCAAUUAGAGGCCACAGUGGCACCUCAAAGCUGAAAAAGAUCUCCUCACUGGCCUCCGAAGAGCUGCAACGUUUCAGGGACGCAGAACUAUCCUUGCAGAAGGCAGAAGACCUUCAGGAAGAACAGCUUUGUAUCCCACCUGCCCCUGCCCAGCCACCACCACCACCUCCCAUUCAGCUGUCAGCAGGGGCUCCUAAAUCCUCUGCCACAGUUACAGGUAACCCAUUGGAGGCAAGGCAAGCUCUAAUGGAGGCCAUUCGCUCUGGUGCUGGAGCAGCAAAGUUAAGAAAGGUCCCUCUGCUUGUUUGAAUCAUAUAAAAAGAACAGAUAAUUGGAAAAUCUAACCCCGUAUGCAUCCAUAAUCAUCAUUCAAGCUCUGAAGUGGCAAAAAACAUCAAGAAGUUUCGUAUAUUCUCUUGUCUACAAGCCAAAAUAAGUUGUAGUUAAUUUUCUGUGUGUUUCUGCAUAAUCAUUCUUAGGGAGAAAUAUGUUGCUCUGCUGUAAAGCUUCUGUGCCAAGGAAUUGUGUUUUGCCUCUGAAUAUUUAAGGUUGCCAAUAAACCAUUCUCGUUGGCAAGUUAAUAAGAAUAUAAACACUGUGCAGUCCUGUGUUAAUACUUAAUUGUAUUUAUGAGCAAAAUUAAAAACUUUACUAGCUAUCUGAGAAGUAAUACUCAUUUUAAAUUGUUAAAAGCAUUUCAAACUAUUUCAAACUAUUUACUUGCUUCUUAUUUAAUUUCAGAAAGGGCUGUAAAUGGUUGGAGUGAAAACCAGAAUAAAGGUCUAUAAAAAACAAUCAUAAGAAAAACGUUAUGGUACCUCAGUUGUCGUAUGCUGGGGUCAUUGGUUUUGAAAAUUAAAUUAGCUUUGUAUCUCUGAUGGAGCUCGGAGAAAGCAGGCAAUUAAUAAUGAAUGUGAGACAGUGUCUAUUGCAUAUGACGUGUUACUUAUGGGAUAUGACGUAUAGAAUGCUAAUGUGCAGACAUAUGCUGAACCCUAGUAACAUUCAGAAGUAUAGUAAUACUUCAGAAGUAUUGAACCACCUUAAAGGAUCUCUAUUUGCAACAGACUGUGAAGGUGUUAAAUAAGAUUAAGAGUCCUGCAUAGAGGUCCAAGAUGUAGAAUUCAUUCCUGCACUGCAAAGUGAAGUGAAGCUGGUUUAUAUCAGUAAUCAGGACUUUUAUGUACUCUUGUUCAGAUCAUGCAUAAGUUGGCCCUUUGUUUCUAAUUUGUAUUUGUAUGGCUGUUGUAUGUUGUCUCACAAGUAUUUAUAGCAACAUCUUUUUUCAAAUAUUAACUACUUUGGUAGUUGUUGUUGUACAUAUUUUGAAAAUAUUUCGUUAAAUUGAUUAAGUUAAAAAGAACAAAUAAAAACGCUUUUUCACAUUUCCGAUAUUGUAAUGAAACUGAAGAAGAGGAAUUUGUACAUUUACAUUUUUAUAAUCAUCGACUAGAGUGGGGGCAGAUUCUUUUUUUUUUUUUUUUUUUUUGAGCUGGAAUUUCAAGUGUAUAGUUAUGGACUGCUGAAAGCACAAGAAUAUUUAGCCAUCUGCAUUUAAUGUGACUAUAUAUUAUAUAUUGUAAAAUAUUGAUAUCUGUUAGUGCCACGAAUAAA
Molecule: messenger RNA, 5550 nt
Organism: Myiozetetes cayanensis
Lineage: Eukaryota; Metazoa; Chordata; Aves; Passeriformes; Tyrannidae
Gene: COBL
Product: cordon-bleu WH2 repeat protein
Biological process (GO): actin filament network formation; actin filament polymerization
Cellular component (GO): ruffle; perinuclear region of cytoplasm; terminal web
Molecular function (GO): actin monomer binding
Source: RefSeq, a predicted model, not a curated record